AGUGUUCGGUGUCUGAGCAUUAAAGAGCCGUGUGGUUCCUGCUUUUCAAAUCGAAAGCUGCUCUUCAGGUUGGCUGAUGUGGCCUCCAGGCGGCCCCACAACUUCCUCCGCCUGGGCCUGCAUCCAUGGAGACAGCAGCUCACAUCAGGCAGCGCUGGGAAGGGACAGUGGAGCCUGAGAGUGGCUGAUGGGAGGGUUUGGGCUCAGCAGGAGGCUGCUGGAGCUCUCCUCCGCUCCCCACACUGGUCUGUGUGUGGUCAGCAGGGCUUCUGCUUGACCCCUGAGAGAUGAGCUCCCGUGGCUUAGCCCUGGCACCUCCAGCCAAGAACGUGCUGGUGUAUCGCAACGGUGACCCCUUCUUCCCCGGGAGGAGGUUUGUGGUGAACCAGCGGCGGUUCCUGACCUUGGAGAUGUUCCUGAACGAGGUGACCAAGAGCAUUGAUGCACCCAUGGCCGUGAGGAACCUCUACACCCCCCAGCACGGCAGCCGCGUGGCGGGGCUGGGGGACCUGCAGGAUGGGUGCCAGUACGUGGCUGCGGGCUUUGAGAGGUUCAAGAAGCUCGACUAUUUAAAUCAUGGAAGGAAGGAGCUCCAUGGAACAAGGAACAACGAGGGUCUGCAGUUCCACGCUGCAGCUCCCUGGAAGUCCCGAUGGCAGAAGGACACCCGCCUGCCCUGCACCAUCCAUGUUUUCCGGAAUGGGGAUUUGCUGAGCCCUCCUUUCCCUCUGCCAGUCUCCAAGAGCACCCUGCUGCAGUGGGAUUCACUCUUGGCCACGGUGACAGAGAAAGCCGCCCUGCACAGCGGAGCUGUCAGUAGGCUCUGCAGGCUGGAUGGAACCUGGGUGUCUGGUGGAGAGGAGCUGGUGAAUGGUGGGUACUAUGUGGCAGUGGGAAAUGAGGAGUACAAGAAACUGCCUUACUUUGAGCUGCUGGUGCCCCAGGAUCCUGCCAGGAGGACACUGUGGAACCACCCAAAAAACAGGAGCAAAAGGCACCGCCGGAGGCUUGGGGAACUCUGUGCCACCUCCCAGGGCAGAGCUGGUGACUCUGCUCUCGCUGAACCACCUCAACAGCUGGAUGGUCGCAGGAUGCAGACCACAGGAGCUGCAGAGGAAGACAAGAUCCCAGCUGCUUUUCCACAAGUGCAGAGGCAAGCCAGGAAAUCUCACCUCAAAGAGGAGUCCCUUUUCCAUGCUAAACCUCUUUGUGCGGGACAAAACAGAAGGAGCAACAGGGAUGUGCAGCACUGGCCUGAUGAAGAGGAAAGUGUCCAUAAAACCAGAGAUCUGAGGGAGGAGAUGCGAGCUGCCCAGGAAGAGAAAGAGGACAACCACAGAAGAGAGGAUGUACGCAGCGACCAGCACAAAAAGGCUACAGCCAAAUCACCAGGGGCUGUGGCAAGGAAAAGGGAUGCCAGUGACUCUGAGGAUGACAAGCACCAAAUGAUGCUGCCCCUGGCAGGAAAGAGCUCGGAGGAGGUGGCAGAGGGAGUGUGAUAGGAGAAGAGGUACGUUCAGGUGCACCUCUACCUGCACAGCUGCAGCAACAGGAGCAUGUGAAUCCCAGAUUUCUGGACCACCACGGCCUGGCCAAGCUUUCUGAUGGAUUCACAAAGUCUCCUAAAAUCAAGCAUCCUCAUCAUCUGGGCUUGAGAACCACAAUACCAGUGAGCAACGCACCAGAUGCCCAAUAUUGUUAAAUAAUGAUCUUUCCCCUUUUCUGCUGCUUGUCUGAACUCUAAUUCAGCUGGUUUGGAUCUGAACUUGGGAAGAAGGAAUUACUAAAUAGAAUAGAGGCCUUUUACACUUUUCUCUGCCAGGAAGUUUGUUCUCUGUUAGGUACUUCUUAUAAUGAGAUGUCAUUGCAUCACAUCCCUCUGCUUUGGAAUGCUUGGAUGAUGUUUGCAGCAAUCAAACCCAUUCCCCAAAACUAUAUGUAUUUUAUUUCUGUGAACUUGUUUUAGGAGCAGCUGCCUGAUUUCAGAGUAGUCGUAGUAAUAAACAGCUCUUGGAUUGAC
Strigops habroptila (Kakapo) is the source of this 2020-nucleotide messenger RNA. RefSeq names its product doublecortin domain containing 2B (gene DCDC2B). The coding region runs from base 288 to 1499 and encodes 403 amino acids. Lineage: Eukaryota; Metazoa; Chordata; Aves; Psittaciformes; Psittacidae. Gene Ontology annotation, cellular component: microtubule; microtubule organizing center. The record is from RefSeq and is a predicted model, not a curated record. The transcript has 10 exons. Gene Ontology annotation, biological process: intracellular signal transduction.